This is a messenger RNA of Macaca mulatta (Rhesus monkey), 2432 nucleotides long. The record is from RefSeq and is a predicted model, not a curated record. Lineage: Eukaryota; Metazoa; Chordata; Mammalia; Primates; Cercopithecidae.
GGGAACUAUUGAAAGAAAACCCACAGUCCAGUGCCAAGAAAGAAGUCAACUUUUCUUCCCCUAUUUCCCUGCAUUUCUCUUCUGUCCUCACUGCUACACGCAGCUCAGCCUGGAAGGCACAGCGAGAUGCGAGACGUGUCUCUGCUGGUCUGAGUCUGCCUGUGACAUGGACCUGUGUCUUCCCUGAAGCAUCUCCAGGGCUGGAGAGAUAACUGCCAUGCACCGAGGGCUCCUCCAUCCGCAGAGCAGGGCGUUGGGAGGAGACGCCAUGACCCCCAUCCUCACGCUCCUGAUCUGUCUCGGGCUGAGUCUGGGCCCCAGGACCCAUGUGCAGGCAGGAAUCCUCCCCAAGCCCAGACUCUGGGCUGAGCCAGACCGUGUGAUCACCCAGGGGAGUCCCGUGACCCUCAGGUGUCAGGGAAACCUUGAAGCCCGGGAGUACCAUCUAUAUAGGGAGAGAAAACCAGCAUCCUGGAUUACAUUGAUACGACCAGAGCUUGUGAAGAAGGGCCAGUUCCCCAUCCCAUCCAUCACCUGGGAACACUCAGGGCGGUAUCGCUGUCAGUAUUACAGCCACAUUGGGUGGUCAGAGCUCAGUGACCCCCUGGACCUGAUGGUGACAGGAGUCUACAGCAAACCCACCCUCUCAGCCCUGCCCAGCCCUGUGGUGGCCUCAGGAGAAAACGUGACCCUCCAGUGUGACUCACAGGUGGCAUUUGGUGGCUUCAUUCUGUGUAAGGAAGGAGAAGAUGAACACCCACAACGUCUCAACUGCCAGUCCCAUGCCCGUGGCUGGUCCCGGGCCGUCUUUUCCGUGGGCCCCGUGAGCCCGAGUCGCAGGUGGUCCUACCGGUGCUAUAGUUAUGACUUACGCUCUCCCUAUGUGUGGUCUUUACCCAGUGAUCUCCUGGAGCUCCUGGUCCCAGGUGUUUCUAAGAAGCCGUCACUGUCAGUGCAGCCAGGUCCUGUCGUGGCCCCUGGGGAUAAGGUGACCCUCCAGUGUGGCUCUGAUGCCGGCUACGACAGAUUCGUUCUGUACAAAGAGGGAGAACGUGAAUUCCUCCAGCGCCCUGGCCGGCAGCCCCAGGCUGGGCUCUCCCAGACCAACUUCACCCUGGGCCCUGUGAGGGUGUCCCACGGGGGCCAGUACAGAUGCUACGGUGCACACAACCUCUCCUCCGAGUGGUCGGCCCCCAGCGACCCCCUGGACAUCCUGAUCGCAGGACAGACCCAGGCCAGACCCUCCCUCUCAGUGCAGCCGGGCCCCACAGUGGCCUCAGGAGAGAACGUGACCCUGCUGUGUCAGUCACAGGGAUGGAUGGACACUUUCCUUCUGACCAAGGAGGGAGCAGCUGAUGCCCCCCUGAGUCUGAAAUCAAAGCGCCGGUCUCAUAUGUACCAGGCUGAAUUUCCCAUGAGUCCUGUGACCUCAGCCCACGCGGGGACCUACAGGUGUUACGCCUCAUUCAGCUCCAACCCCUACCUGCUGACUCACCCCAGUGAGCCCCUGGAGCUCGAGGUCUCAGGUGUUUCUAAGAAGCUGUCACUCUCAGAGCAGCCGGGUCCUGUCGUGGCCCCUGGGGAUAAGCUGAUCCUCCAGUGUGGCUCUGAUGUCGGCUACGACAGAUUCGCUCUAUACAAGGAGCGGAGACGUGACUUCCUCCAGCACCCUGGCCGGCAGCCCCAGGCUGGGCUCUCCCAGGCCAACUUCCCCCUGGGCCCUGUGAGCCACUCCCACGGGGGCCAGUACAGAUGCUGUGGUGCACACAACCUCUCCUCCGAGUGGUCGGCCCCCAGUGACCCCCUGGAGCUCGUGGUCUCAGCAACACCUGGCACAGCUCUGCAGGAACCCCAGACUCCGACCUUGUCCUGCAGGAUGUCUGAUGAGUAGAGAAAGGAGAACAGGCUGGGUCAGCAGGAUCUGGGGCCCAGUCUGAUUUGGACACGGGGAAGAUGCUGGACUGAUGGAGGAGGAAGAGAGGCAGGCGAGAUGGAGAGAGGACAGACAGACGUUCCCUUGGCAGCUCUCAUUUCUCAUUUCCAAGGGCCCCUGAGAAUGAGCCCCUCACCCACACCUGCGGGGUCCCUGGGCCAUCUCAGGACUGGAGAAGAAGCUGCUCGGGCCUCGGUGGGAUCUGACUGUGAUGAGGCUGGAGUGUGCCCCAGACCCGCUCCUUUAGAGAGAAGCACCCCGGCUGUGGGUGCCCCUCACACUGCCCCUCCUGUGCCCAUCUGGAGGCUUCUGUGCUCAGGGCACCCCUGAGAAUAAGGAGGGGCUGUGCACCUGCUCCCUGAACGAGUUAGGGAAUUAUUCACAGCCCAUCUUUUGUACAACUCAUUUCUACUCUGCGUUUUCUAUACGCACGUGUCCAUCGUUCCUUUUUCUCUAAAACUUUUAAAACAAUAUGUGAAUAUAUAAAUUUAUGAUUUUA